This is a messenger RNA of Brassica oleracea var. oleracea, 873 nucleotides long. RefSeq names its product proline-rich protein 4-like. NCBI's taxonomy places the organism in Eukaryota, Viridiplantae, Streptophyta, Magnoliopsida, Brassicales, Brassicaceae. Bases 1 to 873 code for a protein of 290 amino acids. The record is from RefSeq and is a predicted model, not a curated record. The transcript has a single exon.
AUGUGUGGGUAUUACUACUUUUAUCAAGGACUCCGAGUGACGAUUGAAUGUAAGGGGGAGAAAGGGCAUUUUGUUACAAAAGGUUCUGGAAACAUUGAUGAGGAAGGAAAGUUCGGUCUGAAAGUUCUUCCUCAUGACAUUAUCUCUGACGACGGAGCCUUAAAGGAGGAGUGUUAUGCCCAGCUUCACAGUGCGGCGGGAGCACCUUGUCCGGCUCACGACGGCCUUGAGUCAAACAAGAUCGUGUUUCUAUACACAUCCGGAGACAAACACGUUUUGGGCCUCAAACAAAACCUGAGGUUUACACCUGAACUUUGUGUUUCCAAAUUCUUUUGGCCUAUGCCUAAGUUCCCUCCUGUUAAGGGAUUUGAACAUCAUUUCCCUUUACCUCCACCGUUUCCUAAAUUCAAGAAACCUUGCCCACCUCCCCCUGAGGAGGUUCCACCACCACCAAAGGUAGAGCUUCCGCCACCUGUCCCGGUUCACGAUCCACCCCCGAAGGUGGAGCUUCCACCACCGGCUCCUAAGAAGCCUUGUCCUCCUAAAUCGCCGAAGAUAGAGCACCCACCUCCUGUUCCCGUUUACAAGCCGCCACCAAAGAUAGAGCAUUCACCUCCUAAGAAGCCAUGCCCACCGCCGGUUCACGUUCACAAGCCGCCACCGAAGAAGGCAUGCCCCCCAAAGAUCGAGCUUCCACCACCAGUCCCGAUCUACAAGCCGCCGCCGAAGAUAGAGCAUCCACCAAUCUACGUGCCACCGGUGGUGAUUCCGAAGAAGCCGUGUCCACCACUUCCAAAGUUUCCACAUCUUCCUCCUAAAUACAUUCACCAUCCCAAGUUCGGCAAAUGGCCUCCCUUGCCAACACACCCUUGA